Messenger RNA from Trametes versicolor FP-101664 SS1, 1123 nucleotides. Its product is annotated as alpha/beta hydrolase domain-containing protein. The transcript is spliced from 4 exons. The coding region runs from base 57 to 1001 and encodes 314 amino acids. The record is from RefSeq and is a predicted model, not a curated record. NCBI's taxonomy places the organism in Eukaryota, Fungi, Basidiomycota, Agaricomycetes, Polyporales, Polyporaceae.
GAUCUAUCUCGUCGCCCCUCAUCGUCUGUCCAAGCCCUCCGUUCUAGCUGCCGAGCAUGGAGGUUGUAGCUUCUCUGACGGACACCGAGAUCCCUCUUAUAAUCCAGCCUACCGUCGGCGCCUUCAUACCUAUCUUAGAGUCCCACAGAGCCGAGAUUGAAGGUGUGCCCCGCAAGACAUUCCGCUAUGGCGAGACGGAGAGGCACAACCUAGAUGUAUACUAUCCGUCUGCGGAAGCAUCAUCAGGAGGCUCUACUCCUGUCCUCUUCUUCAUCUACGGCGGAGGCUUCGACUCGGGCACUCGCCAGUUCCCUCCGCCGCUCGACCUCGGCUACACGAACGUCGGCGCAUUCUUCGCCAAACGCGGAUUUCUCACCGUGAUCCCAGACUACCGCCUGGUCCCGCUGGUAAAGUUCCCGGGACAGGCCGAGGACGUCCGCGACGCGAUCGCCUGGUUCCUCGCCAACACCGCCUCCGUCGCCGCUGCCGUGCCCUCCGCCGAGCUCGCGCUCUCGAACCCGAGCAUCUUCCUCAUGGGCCACUCCGCGGGCGCGCACAUCAUCACCUCGCUCUUCUUCCUUCCAUCCGUGCUCCCUCUCGGCUCGCCCGUGCGCGCUGCGACGCGCGGCCUCAUCCCGCAGGGCGGCGUGUUCCGCUUCGAGUGGGAGAAGCUGAUCACGCGCCCGGGCGUGCUCGAGGACCUGUACGGCUCGAAGGAGACGGCGCUUGAGUUCAUGCCGAUCGCGCUCGUGGAGAAGGCGGAUCAGGCGCUCAUUGCGUCGCUCCCGGACGUCUUCGUGCUGGUGAGCGAGCGCGACCCCGAGCGGCUCAAGGAUCAGACCGGCGAACUGGUAAAGACACUGGGGGCUCGCACAGGGAAGGACGUGAAGUACGAGGCUAUGAAGGGGCAUAACCACAUCAGUCCGCAUUGGGCGCUGUUCAGCGGCGAGGGCGAAGAGUGGGCCGUGCACGUUGCAGAGUGGAUCAAGUCCAAGGUUUAACUUACUGUCGGGGUGCACACGUUUUGGAAAAUCAUGAAAGAGGUAUUAUUCUGCGCUGUACGAGUAGGCGAGAUUAAAUAUGUACCAAGUACGUGCUCGGAAUAUACAAACAGAUGACAAUG